This is a messenger RNA of Neltuma alba, 573 nucleotides long. RefSeq names its product BES1/BZR1 homolog protein 2-like. Gene Ontology annotation, biological process: DNA-templated transcription; brassinosteroid mediated signaling pathway. The transcript has 2 exons. The record is from RefSeq and is a predicted model, not a curated record. The annotation marks the transcript as partial. NCBI's taxonomy places the organism in Eukaryota, Viridiplantae, Streptophyta, Magnoliopsida, Fabales, Fabaceae. Gene Ontology annotation, molecular function: DNA-binding transcription factor activity.
UGUGCCAACAAAGAAUCUAAAAAGCAAGCCGCGUCCUGCUUGUGCAGAAACCUGGACGGAUAAAUCGCUGUCCUCGUGUCUUUGAUUGAGAGAGAAGAGUGCCCCGUGCAACCCUGUUACAAUUAUAGACUGAGAGCCGGCCCCAUCUGGCAAGCUGAGAGUGGCCGGAGCGAUGACAGGCGGAGGAUCGUCGGGGAGGAUGCCCACCUCGAAAGAGAGAGAAAACAACAAGAAGAGGGAACGACGCAGAAGGGCGAUUGCUGCCCAGAUCUAUGCCGGCCUUAGAGCGCAGGGGAACUAUAAGCUUCCCAAGCACUGUGACAACAACGAGGUCUUAAAGGCUCUCUGUGCUGAGGCUGGUUGGAUUGUUGAGGAGGAUGGAACUACCUAUAGAAAGGGAUGCAGGCCACCUCCCACUGAGAAUGGAGGAACUUCAGCUAAUAUCAGUGCUUGUUCCUCCAUACAGCCAAGCCCACAAUCCUCAUCAUUCCCUAGUCCUAUGCCUUCCUACCAUGCUAGCCCGUCUUCAUCCUCCUUCCCUAGCCCCACUCGCAUUGAUGGAAAUCCCUCUUC